Messenger RNA from Haliotis rufescens (red abalone), 1687 nucleotides. RefSeq lists its product as uncharacterized. The record is from RefSeq and is a predicted model, not a curated record. The coding region runs from base 677 to 1351 and encodes 224 amino acids. The transcript has 2 exons. Lineage: Eukaryota; Metazoa; Mollusca; Gastropoda; Lepetellida; Haliotidae.
AGAAAUCUGCUAGAAAUUAUUUAAUAUGUCCCAAAUUCAAUCAUAGUUGAAACAAAUGUAAGUGAACGGUGCAAGAAUGUUUUGUCUCUCAACACACCAAUCAACAUUCACAUCCUCUAAGUUGCCAACUUUCAUUGAUUGGCAAUGGAUCCAGUUUGUCUGAUGUGUAUGCUCACAAAACGACAGACUUAAUAUUGGAUAUCUUCUAUCCAUCUGUCCUAAUGCAUGUUCAUCUCAUUCUUUGAAGGUUACCUCCACCUCAGUUUGGAUUGGUUUCAAUGGAGGAUAUGAUAAGAGCCUAUUUGGAACACUGUAUAUGUCAAAUAUGAAACAAUAGUUAUCAUUGUGUUUAAUUCUACAACAACACUAUUACAUCAAUUUAAUGUAUUAAAUUCCAAUUUAGAGGCCGAAUCACACAUAAAAUCCGUAGAUUUUGCACUACAGACAUCCUAAUCAGCUGCCAGCUGGCCUAAGUUCAAAGUCAACUGUUCAAAAAGACCAAUUGCACCGCAAGGUGGGAAAACAUCACUUCUUUCCAAUAAUCCACAUCCUAGAUGUAGAUAUAUUGGGGAGGUGGGGGAGACUACAAUGCACAGAUUUCCCGCAGAUAUACGACUGAGAAGGGUUUGGAUUCAAAGGUGCAAACUUGUCCGUUCCAACUUUAGAUAUUCAAGACAUGACAGCACCAGGUCAUGCUCAGAACACCUUGACAGACAGCAGGGACCGAGUAAACUUCAUCCUUUGCCAACUGUUUUUCCAAACAAGACAUUCAAACUUUCGAAUGUGUCCCAUCUUGUGUCUGGAACCACAUGCAAGACUGUUUUGGAUCACACUAUUGUCUGGAACCACGUACAAGACUGUUUUGGAUCACGGUAUUGGCGAGGAUCUACACGUUGAAAAUGUUGAUGAGAUUGCUUCACAUAUGGAGGAUACAAAUCUUUGUGAUGUGUCUGCAGAGUAUUCACGUAUGCCUGCAGGAAUUGUAUCAAGACUUGAACGUUCCCUCAGUCAUCAUGGCUUCUGUGGUUCUCAAACAUUGACCAGUCUUUAUGUUAAUAAAUGUACCCAAACAUUUUCAGAACCAGUCACAUCAGCUGGAAGACAGACAUUAGGUAAUGAAAUUAUCUAUUGUAAUGCAAGCACUCAAACAGAUGAAUCAUCAACUCACAGUGUUGGUAUUCAAGCUGACAAAUCAACACUGACCUAUGAGAAUAUCAGGUGCUCUAAUGAAAGUGUUAUAUUUACACUGGAGUGCCAGAUUCAUCAACAUUUGAGGCUUUGUUUGAUGAAAUGCAGGGUGAUGAGCAGAUUUACUCUGACACAUCUGAUGGUGGGAGGCCACAUGUUAUGAGACACAUUGAUGAAUUUUUCAUGAUUCGCAUGAGACUGAGAUUAGGUCUGUUACUAAAUGAUUUAGCACACAGGCGGCUGAUGAUGUGGGAGGCUUUUCCUAUUAACGGAAGGAUGCUGUUUAAGGGUCGCAGGUCUGGGUGUGGGAUGGAGUACAGAGGUGAUGACUUUGUCGACGAGAUUGGGUGAAUAAUUGUUGAGGUGGGUGAAGACACAUCAUCAGCCGCCUCCUCAAACAGCAAGCCAACAUCGACACCCACUUCACCAGUUCCAACUCCCUCAACACCCUGCUAAGAGCCAACGGCAGGAACACAACCAAACCCCUAGAGCGUAAAGG